Ipomoea triloba (trilobed morning glory) is the source of this 938-nucleotide messenger RNA. RefSeq lists its product as uncharacterized. The record is from RefSeq and is a predicted model, not a curated record. NCBI's taxonomy places the organism in Eukaryota, Viridiplantae, Streptophyta, Magnoliopsida, Solanales, Convolvulaceae. The transcript has 4 exons. The coding region runs from base 128 to 646 and encodes 172 amino acids.
UUUCAUUCCCAUCCUGAUUCCUGGAUAACUGAUUCUGCCAUUGUGGUGGUCAAAUCAGUACGGAGUACUCCGUGUCUCCGUCAUUCUCAACUCCUUCUGCCUUUUAAUUAAACCUCUCUUAUCUCCCAUGGCAGAGCACGAAGAGGAUCGCAAAGCUUCUACCAUUUCAAAGCGCAAAAAGGAAUCUCCUCCGUUUGUGGAGGUGAUCUGCGACCGCACAAAAAAGACAUGGAGGUUUGCAGCCGGGACGGAGGCCAAAUUUGCCGUCAAAAUGAUAAACAGCAAGCUUGAUUCCAGAUAUCAGCUGUCGCCUGGAUCGCAUAUUGAAGCGGUCAAAGACGGCGAAGAGUCCGUAAUAUUCGGCCCCAAUGCGGUGCUCGUCAAUUACGGCGAUGCUUGGAGUCUGCGGAUUGCUACUGAUCCUGCCGGUCUUGGGAAGGCUAAGCAGGACAACACGGUGGUGAUGGGACAAGCAUAUCAUCCCCCGACCAUGGGAUUGGAUUACCAACUUACAAAGAGGACAUCACAAGGAGCUUCCAAGGCCUUAUACAUCGGAAAGAUAUUGCUUGCAUUUAUGUUUAUAUUUUUGUUAGGUGCAAUAUUCACCUUGAUGCUGGAAAGCCUUCCGAAGCUAUCGUCAACAUAGUAAUGAAACCGGAUGAAAAUGCCAAUCUCCUUACCUUCAUGUGUUAUUUAUCUCACACUCAAAACCAUCGUAUAAGAAUUUGUCAGGUAUGAGUUAAUUAUUGAUCAAUGGAUAGUGAAUCCCUUGUUGAUUGUAUAAAUUCUCAUGUGUGAAUAUAAGUGUUUUGUGAUAAUCCUAUCUUGUUGAAUGCCAUUAUUAGUAAUAAUAAAUAUGUAAUCAGACAUGUUGAAAAAAAAAAUAUCUCAGAAUUCUUGUGCAACAUUUCUUUAUGGAGAAAAAAAUAUGUUGGAAA